Molecule: messenger RNA, 552 nt
Organism: Striga asiatica
Lineage: Eukaryota; Viridiplantae; Streptophyta; Magnoliopsida; Lamiales; Orobanchaceae
Source: the annotation of a GenBank genome assembly
AUGGAUUUGGGCUGUUGGGUUUUGAGAAGAAAAAAUCCACCAAUUAGGUUACCAAGAAUCCCACCAAAGGCUGAGGCCAUGAAGGCCGUUUUUGGAGUUCCUUUGCUGGGAACAGUAAAUCUUAGGAUUCUUGAGAUAUGGGUUGAUGGAAAACGAAACUGCCACAGCCAGAACAGUUUCGGUAAGGUUACUGGAAAAGUGUGUCGAGUAAGAAUCUCGAUAUUACGGGAAUUUGAGAAGAAGAAGAAGAGAAUAAGGGGAAACGGAACGAGGAAUCUAGAAGUAUAUGGGAGGAAGAACACUCCAAAGGUGAGAGUGUUGAAGAGGGUUCUAGCAGACGACGACGGCCGCGUCGUUUAUUGCCGGCUUGUGGCCACCGAAGAGGCAGAAACCCGUUGCUUGCGGGCACCGGUGAUGCAGAAGCCGUCACUUGCGGCGUCUACUUGCGGUGGUGAUGUUGUACCCCCGGAGCACGCCGUCGUAGCCGGCGCUGCUGAUGUGGCCGUCGAUGCCGUCAACGGGAGGACGCCGACGAGUGAGCUGGUUGCUUAA